Phoenix dactylifera (date palm) is the source of this 2806-nucleotide messenger RNA. The record is from RefSeq and is a predicted model, not a curated record. Lineage: Eukaryota; Viridiplantae; Streptophyta; Magnoliopsida; Arecales; Arecaceae.
UAAUGAUGGCAUGUGAAACUAUGUUACCGUUUCCUUUAGCAUUUCAUGUAAAAACACUUGAUUUUGCCACAGGGAAAACACACAUUUUGAGCAUAACUCGUGACGCAUUUAACAUUUCUUUUCAAUGUGAAUAUUUCAACCAAGAGGAUUCUCAGUUCUGCCAAUUCAACAGCAAUACAUUUGUAAUCAGACAACUCAAGCAAAAUAAUAAAGCUAUAAUAGAUGGUAAGGUUAGCCAAACUGGUGCCAAAAUCCAUGCCCUGUGUCAAUAUGGUAUUUGUGUGUAUCGUGCUGACACAUGUUAUGCUUCACCUCAUCACUCAGGCAUUGAACCAUCCAAAGGCCCUCCUAUUCUUCUCAUGAUCGAGAGCUUUGAGGAUCGGGGAAGAGAGAGAGAGAGAGGGCACCCGAUGUUGAGACAGUUGAGGGCCUAGUUAACAUUUGAUGAUCCAAUAGGCUGAGAUGUGGCGAAGGCAGAGGAAAUUGAGGUUGGAGGAGCGGAGGAGAAAUGAUGGCAAGGGCCCUGUAAGCUUUGCAAUCGGCAAGGGAAGGUAUGACGGGGUCCAGAUAGUAGAAAAAGAGAGGAGGAAGAAAUAUUAUCCUUUCUCGGUGAUUAUAGGACAAAAGAAUCCCAGUUGGGCCUGCUCGGAACAGGUGGAACUAACUGGUCGGAACAGGGCGGAACAUGCCCAGAACUGGACGUUUGGGAUAGUUCAGUGAAUCCUGGUAGAUGAGAAUUAGUUAACAAAUUCUCUGGUGCAUAAGUUUUGUGAAACUGCUCCACCAGAUAGUGCAAAUUAAUGUCAUCUCCCUUAAGGCACUCAAAUUAAUGAAAUCAAUUUAGAUAAUCCAACAAAAUUAUCACUUAUAUUCAGGUACUGACAGGAUGAGUUUUCCAACUGUAUGAUCAGUAGCACUAGGAGGCCUUUGGAGUGGUCUAUAGAGUGACGGCAACAGAAAAUGGGCAGUUAAAAGCCCUUGACGGUACUAAGAAAGUGGUCUAUAAAUCCAUAGCUAAGAACAUUUGCCAUUCACAAGAAUCACACUGUAAAGUUCAAAAGAACUCACGUACUAAGAAAGUACGAGGUGCACAACAGAAUCCUAAACAUUGUGUGAGAAAGGUCAUGGAUCAGGGGAAAAAAAUUGACUUGACCUCCUUAAUAUCAGAACACAACAAACUUCAAAUAGAAUGGAAGGGGCCUACUGACUAAACUUCAUUCAAAUAUUACAUAAUCUGACUAACAACAAAUACGUUGAUCAUAAAAGAACAGACAUUGACAUUUUCUUUCCACACUUGUUCUUUCAAUUACUUUCAUCUUUGGAAAUUGCAGUCAGUUAAUUUUUAUCCUUACAGACUCAGGCUGAAAAGCCACUAUCCUUCAACUAAUGUAAGAAUUUUAAAAAAAUGGCAUAAAUAAUCACGAAGCUCUAUGUCGAGACAUGAUGAACAUGAAUGAUAAGAUAAUACCGAUUAAACUUUAUACUAAUAAUUCAGUGUAUAAAUUGUAUGAUGGAUGAGGCAUAUCCGGUGCAGCAGUGGUGUGUAGCGGAUGAACAAACACCAGAUGAUGUUCUGCAGCAGGCUAUGGAUUGGGCAUGUGGUAUUGGGGCUGCAGACUGCAGGAUGAUCCGACCAAACAAGCCCUGCAACCUUCCCAAUACUGUCAGGGACCAUGCAUCCUAUGCCUUCAACAGCUACUGGCAGAAAUUUAAAAACCAUGGAGGUUCUUGUUACUUCAAUGCUGCUGCCAUGGUCACUGACUUGAACCCAAGUAUGAGCUCUAUAUCUCCACUAUGAUGACUAAGAGGUCCAAGUCAUCUCAUCUCAUUUAAAUUCAUUUCCUAGAGUUGCCUGAAAACAUGAAAAUGAACCUUAAAAAACUAUCUCUAAUAAUUAAUUUUAUUGAAGAACCAAGUUGGAUCCACAUCAAGACAUACUCUACCUUUUGAUAUUCAUAUUAAGUAUCAGAACGAUAUUUUUCCACAAAUAUCACGCAUACUACUGGGCAUAAUUUCAUCCUCCAUAUGUACAACAAGGCUUGGAGUCUCUCACUCUCUCUCUUUCUCUCUGUGUGUGUGUGUGUGUGUCAAAUGUUAUUAGAAGAGAAAAAAUUUUCAAUUUGUUCUUUAAUGUGAUAAUAGAAAGAGCUCAUAGCUUGAUUGCAUGUACCUCAUCGGCCAUCCACUUGCCCACUCAAAAUGAUCUUCCCUGUCCAUGUUUUUUGUCAUAUUUCUUUUCUUUCUUUGUUUUAUAGCAAAUAAAUUCUAUCCAUUUUUUGCAUUCUGUCCAAUUUCCAUAUCAAGUUGUAAUACCCAGUAAACUAGGCCCGAUCCACUUAACCGACCUACUUGGCCCAGAAGAAAGAAAGAAAAAAAGAAUUGCACACGUGCAGCACAUGCGAGGAGGGAAGAGGAUUCCUAAUGGGAGUAUUCUUCCACCCCGAACAAAAUCUGACUCUAAGCCGGAUUCCAGUCGCGACCGAGCCUAUUUAAGAGCCCCUCUCCGAUCCCUCUAUCACCCCACUAGAGAUCUAGCCUCGAUCGGAGCUCACCAUCGGAGGAUUUCUUUGAAUCCCUCUCCGAACGCCGAUCUCCAUUUGCACCCGGCCAAUUGUCGCCGAAAACCCAAGACCCAGCCUCCUUCGAUCUACCCUUCUUCUCUUUCUUUCGGACUCCUUUGAGCCCCAAUUCCGACCCACGAUCGCUAGAGUUUUGGUGAAAAAGGACGAUGCCUUGUUUUCUCUAUUUCGGUAGGCCGACCCUUGUUUCUUCUUGUUUUCAAUAGAUUCCGCCGAUGGUGCUUGUC